This is a messenger RNA of Schistocerca piceifrons (Central American locust), 7701 nucleotides long. RefSeq lists its product as uncharacterized. The coding region runs from base 1 to 7701 and encodes 2566 amino acids. NCBI's taxonomy places the organism in Eukaryota, Metazoa, Arthropoda, Insecta, Orthoptera, Acrididae. The transcript has 4 exons. The record is from RefSeq and is a predicted model, not a curated record.
AUGUGGUUAGAAGGGCUGCUGUUCGUCAUCCGCCGGUGUGCAAAGGCGCAGUCGGGCCAGGCGUGGCCAAAUGGCAGCCGGAGUUGGCACUCGCGCCCCCUCAGGUCCCGGGGUCAGCAGCCGCGGCCAGAUAUUUGGCUGACGGCGACGCGGCGCAGCGCCGUGACGCAAAACCUGCUGCCGCCAGCUUUUUAUACCCGUGUGGUGACGUGGCUGCAGCAGAGUCUUCUACAACAAUCGAAGUCUCAGGCGGGAACAGCCCAGUGCCGGGCGGGAACAGCCCAGUGCCGGGCGGGAACAGCCCAGUGCCGGGCGGGGAACAGCCCAGUGCCGGGCGGGAACAGCCCAGUGCCGGGCGGGAACAGCCCAGUGCCGGGCGGGAACAGCCCAGUGCCGGGGCGGGGAACAGCCCAGUGCCGGGCGGGAACAGCCCAGUGCCGGGCGGGAACAGCCCAGUGCCGGGCGGGAACAGCCCAGUGCCGGGCGGGAACAGCCCAGUGCCGGGCGGGAACAGCCCAGUGCCGGGCGGGAACAGCCCAGUGCCGGGCGGGAACAGCCCAGUGCCGGGCGGGGAACAGCCCAGUGCCGGGCGGGAACAGCCCAGUGCCGGGCGGGAACAGCCCAGUGCCGGGCGGGAACAGCCCAGUGCCGGGCGGGAACAGCCCAGUGCCGGGCGGGAACAGCCCAGUGCCGGGCGGGAACAGCCCAGUGCCGGGCGGGAACAGCCCAGUGCCGGGCGGGAACAGCCCAGUGCCGGGCGGGAACAGCCCAGUGCCGGGCGGGAACAGCCCAGUGCCGGGCGGGAACAGCCCAGUGCCGGGCGGGAACAGCCCAGUGCCGGGCGGGAACAGCCCAGUGCCGGGCGGGAACAGCCCAGUGCCGGGCGGGAACAGCCCAGUGCCGGGCGGGAACAGCCCAGUGCCGGGCGGGAACAGCCCAGUGCCGGGCGGGAACAGCCCAGUGCCGGGCGGGAACAGCCCAGUGCCGGGCGGGAACAGCCCAGUGCCGGGCGGGAACAGCCCAGUGCCGGGCGGGAACAGCCCAGUGCCGGGCGGGAACAGCCCAGUGCCGGGCGGGAACAGCCCAGUGCCGGGCGGGAACAGCCCAGUGCCGGGCGGGAACAGCCCAGUGCCGGGCGGGAACAGCCCAGUGCCGGGCGGGAACAGCCCAGUGCCGGGCGGGAACAGCCCAGUGCCGGGCGGGAACAGCCCAGUGCCGGGCGGGAACAGCCCAGUGCCGGGCGGGAACAGCCCAGUGCCGGGCGGGAACAGCCCAGUGCCGGGCGGGGAACAGCCCAGUGCCGGCCCAGUGCCGGGCGGGAACAGCCCAGUGCCGGGCGGGAACAGCCCAGUGCCGGGCGGGAACAGCCCAGUGCCGGGCGGGAACAGCCCAGUGCCGGGCGGGAACAGCCCAGUGCCGGGCGGGAACAGCCCAGUGCCGGGCGGGAACAGCCCAGUGCCGGGCGGGAACAGCCCAGUGCCGGGCGGGAACAGCCCAGUGCCGGGCGGGAACAGCCCAGUGCCGGGCGGGAACAGCCCAGUGCCGGGCGGGAACAGCCCAGUGCCGGGCGGGAACAGCCCAGUGCCGGGCGGGAACAGCCCAGUGCCGGGCGGGAACAGCCCAGUGCCGGGCGGGAACAGCCCAGUGCCGGGCGGGAACAGCCCAGUGCCGGGCGGGAACAGCCCAGUGCCGGGCGGGAACAGCCCAGUGCCGGGCGGGAACAGCCCAGUGCCGGGCGGGAACAGCCCAGUGCCGGGCGGGAACAGCCCAGUGCCGGGCGGGAACAGCCCAGUGCCGGGCGGGAACAGCCCAGUGCCGGGCGGGAACAGCCCAGUGCCGGGCGGGAACAGCCCAGUGCCGGGCGGGAACAGCCCAGUGCCGGGCGGGAACAGCCCAGUGCCGGGCGGGAACAGCCCAGUGCCGGGCGGGAACAGCCCAGUGCCGGGCGGGAACAGCCCAGUGCCGGGCGGGAACAGCCCAGUGCCGGGCGGGAACAGCCCAGUGCCGGGCGGGAACAGCCCAGUGCCGGGCGGGAACAGCCCAGUGCCGGGCGGGAACAGCCCAGUGCCGGGCGGGAACAGCCCAGUGCCGGGCGGGAACAGCCCAGUGCCGGGCGGGAACAGCCCAGUGCCGGGCGGGAACAGCCCAGUGCCAGCCCAGUGCCAGGCGGGAACAGCCCAGUGCCAGGCGGGAACAGCCCAGUGCCAGGCGGGAACAGCCCAGUGCCAGGCGGGAACAGCCCAGUGCCAGGCGGGAACAGCCCAGUGCCAGGCGGGAACAGCCCAGUGCCAGGCGGGAACAGCCCAGUGCCAGGCGGGAACAGCCCAGUGCCAGGCGGGAACAGCCCAGUGCCAGGCGGGAACAGCCCAGUGCCAGGCGGGAACAGCCCAGUGCCAGGCGGGAACAGCCCAGUGCCAGGCGGGAACAGCCCAGUGCCAGGCGGGAACAGCCCAGUGCCAGGCGGGAACAGCCCAGUGCCAGGCGGGAACAGCCCAGUGCCAGGCGGGAACAGCCCAGUGCCAGGCGGGAACAGCCCAGUGCCAGGCGGGAACAGCCCAGUGCCAGGCGGGAACAGCCCAGUGCCAGGCGGGAACAGCCCAGUGCCAGGCGGGAACAGCCCAGUGCCAGGCGGGAACAGCCCAGUGCCAGGCGGGAACAGCCCAGUGCCAGGCGGGAACAGCCCAGUGCCAGGCGGGAACAGCCCAGUGCCAGGCGGGAACAGCCCAGUGCCAGGCGGGAACAGCCCAGUGCCAGGCGGGAACAGCCCAGUGCCAGGCGGGAACAGCCCAGUGCCAGGCGGGAACAGCCCAGUGCCAGGCGGGAACAGCCCAGUGCCAGGCGGGAACAGCCCAGUGCCAGGCGGGAACAGCCCAGUGCCAGGCGGGAACAGCCCAGUGCCAGGCGGGAACAGCCCAGUGCCAGGCGGGAACAGCCCAGUGCCAGGCGGGAACAGCCCAGUGCCAGGCGGGAACAGCCCAGUGCCAGGCGGGAACAGCCCAGUGCCAGGCGGGAACAGCCCAGUGCCAGGCGGGAACAGCCCAGUGCCAGGCGGGAACAGCCCAGUGCCAGGCGGGAACAGCCCAGUGCCAGGCGGGAACAGCCCAGUGCCAGGCGGGAACAGCCCAGUGCCAGGCGGGAACAGCCCAGUGCCAGGCGGGAACAGCCCAGUGCCAGGCGGGAACAGCCCAGUGCCAGGCGGGAACAGCCCAGUGCCAGGCGGGAACAGCCCAGUGCCAGGCGGGAACAGCCCAGUGCCAGGCGGGAACAGCCCAGUGCCAGGCGGGAACAGCCCAGUGCCAGGCGGGAACAGCCCAGUGCCAGGCGGGAACAGCCCAGUGCCAGGCGGGAACAGCCCAGUGCCAGGCGGGAACAGCCCAGUGCCAGGCGGGAACAGCCCAGUGCCAGGCGGGAACAGCCCAGUGCCAGGCGGGAACAGCCCAGUGCCAGGCGGGAACAGCCCAGUGCCAGGCGGGAACAGCCCAGUGCCCGGCGGGAACAGCCCAGUGCCCGGCGGGAACAGCCCAGUGCCCGGCGGGAACAGCCCAGUGCCCGGCGGGAACAGCCCAGUGCCCGGCGGGAACAGCCCAGUGCCCGGCGGGAACAGCCCAGUGCCCGGCGGGAACAGCCCAGUGCCCGGCGGGAACAGCCCAGUGCCCGGCGGGAACAGCCCAGUGCCCGGCGGGAACAGCCCAGUGCCCGGCGGGAACAGCCCAGUGCCCGGCGGGAACAGCCCAGUGCCCGGCGGGAACAGCCCAGUGCCCGGCGGGAACAGCCCAGUGCCCGGCGGGAACAGCCCAGUGCCCGGCGGGAACAGCCCAGUGCCCGGCGGGAACAGCCCAGUGCCCGGCGGGAACAGCCCAGUGCCCGGCGGGAACAGCCCAGUGCCCGGCGGGAACAGCCCAGUGCCCGGCGGGAACAGCCCAGUGCCCGGCGGGAACAGCCCAGUGCCCGGCGGGAACAGCCCAGUGCCCGGCGGGAACAGCCCAGUGCCCGGCGGGAACAGCCCAGUGCCCGGCGGGAACAGCCAAGCGCCAGGGGGGAACAGCCAAGCGCCAGGGGGGAACAGCCAAGCGCCAGGGGGGAACAGCCAAGCGCCAGGCGGGAACAGCCAAGCGCCAGGCGGGAACAGCCAAGCGCCAGGCGGGAACAGCCAAGCGCCAGGCGGGAACAGCCAAGCGCCAGGCGGGAACAGCCAAGCGCCAGGCGGGAACAGCCAAGCGCCAGGCGGGAACAGCCAAGCGCCAGGCGGGAACAGCCAAGCGCCAGGCGGGAACAGCCAAGCGCCAGGCGGGAACAGCCAAGCGCCAGGCGGGGACAGCCAAGCGCCAGGCGGGGACAGCCAAGCGCCAGGCGGGGACAGCCAAGCGCCAGGCGGGGACAGCCAAGCGCCAGGCGGGGACAGCCAAGCGCCAGGCGGGGACAGCCAAGCGCCAGGCGGGGACAGCCAAGCGCCAGGCGGGGACAGCCAAGCGCCAGGCGGGGACAGCCAAGCGCCAGGCGGGGACAGCCAAGCGCCAGGCGGGGACAGCCAAGCGCCAGGCGGGGACAGCCAAGCGCCAGGCGGGGACAGCCAAGCGCCAGGCGGGGACAGCCAAGCGCCAGGCGGGGACAGCCAAGCGCCAGGCGGGGACAGCCAAGCGCCAGGCGGGGACAGCCAAGCGCCAGGCGGGGACAGCCAAGCGCCAGGCGGGGACAGCCAAGCGCCAGGCGGGGACAGCCAAGCGCCAGGCGGGGACAGCCAAGCGCCAGGCGGGGACAGCCAAGCGCCAGGCGGGGACAGCCAAGCGCCAGGCGGGGACAGCCAAGCGCCAGGCGGGGACAGCCAAGCGCCAGGCGGGGACAGCCAAGCGCCAGGCGGGGACAGCCAAGCGCCAGGCGGGGACAGCCAAGCGCCAGGCGGGGACAGCCAAGCGCCAGGCGGGGACAGCCAAGCGCCAGGCGGGGACAGCCAAGCGCCAGGCGGGGACAGCCAAGCGCCAGGCGGGGGCAGCCCAGCGCCAGGCGGGGGCAGCCCAGCGCCAGGCGGGGGCAGCCCAGCGCCAGGCGGGGGCAGCCCAGCGCCAGGCGGGGGCAGCCCAGCGCCAGGCGGGGGCAGCCCAGCGCCAGGCGGGGGCAGCCCAGCGCCAGGCGGGGGCAGCCCAGCGCCAGGCGGGGGCAGCCCAGCGCCAGGCGGGGGCAGCCCAGCGCCAGGCGGGGGCAGCCCAGCGCCAGGCGGGGGCAGCCCAGCGCCAGGCGGGGGCAGCCCAGCGCCAGGCGGGGGCAGCCCAGCGCCAGGCGGGGGCAGCCCAGCGCCAGGCGGGGGCAGCCCAGCGCCAGGCGGGGGCAGCCCAGCGCCAGGCGGGGGCAGCCCAGCGCCAGGCGGGGACAGCCCAGCGCCAGGCGGGGACAGCCCAGCGCCAGGCGGGGACAGCCCAGCGCCAGGCGGGGACAGCCCAGCGCCAGGCGGGGACAGCCCAGCGCCAGGCGGGGACAGCCCAGCGCCAGGCGGGGACAGCCCAGCGCCAGGCGGGGACAGCCCAGCGCCAGGCGGGGACAGCCCAGCGCCAGGCGGGGACAGCCCAGCGCCAGGCGGGGACAGCCCAGCGCCAGGCGGGGACAGCCCAGCGCCAGGCGGGGACAGCCCAGCGCCAGGCGGGGACAGCCCAGCGCCAGGCGGGGACAGCCCAGCGCCAGGCGGGGACAGCCCAGCGCCAGGCGGGGACAGCCCAGCGCCAGGCGGGGACAGCCCAGCGCCAGGCGGGGACAGCCCAGCGCCAGGCGGGAACAGCCCAGCGCCAGGCGGGAACAGCCCAGCGCCAGGCGGGAACAGCCCAGCGCCAGGCGGGAACAGCCCAGCGCCAGGCGGGAACAGCCCAGCGCCAGGCGGGAACAGCCCAGCGCCAGGCGGGAACAGCCCAGCGCCAGGCGGGAACAGCCCAGCGCCAGGCGGGAACAGCCCAGCGCCAGGCGGGAACAGCCCAGCGCCAGGCGGGAACAGCCCAGCGCCAGGCGGGAACAGCCCAGCGCCAGGCGGGAACAGCCCAGCGCCAGGCGGGAACAGCCCAGCGCCAGGCGGGAACAGCCCAGCGCCAGGCGGGAACAGCCCAGCGCCAGGCGGGAACAGCCCAGCGCCAGGCGGGAACAGCCCAGCGCCAGGCGGGAACAGCCCAGCGCCAGGCGGGAACAGCCCAGCGCCAGGCGGGAACAGCCCAGCGCCAGGCGGGAACAGCCCAGCGCCAGGCGGGAACAGCCCAGCGCCAGGCGGGAACAGCCCAGCGCCAGGCGGGAACAGCCCAGCGCCAGGCGGGAACAGCCCAGCGCCAGGCGGGAACAGCCCAGCGCCAGGCGGGAACAGCCCAGCGCCAGGCGGGAACAGCCCAGCGCCAGGCGGGAACAGCCCAGCGCCAGGCGGGAACAGCCCAGCGCCAGGCGGGAACAGCCCAGCGCCAGGCGGGAACAGCCCAGCGCCAGGCGGGAACAGCCCAGCGCCAGGCGGGAACAGCCCAGCGCCAGGCGGGAACAGCCCAGCGCCAGGCGGGAACAGCCCAGCGCCAGGCGGGAACAGCCCAGCGCCAGGCGGGAACAGCCCAGCGCCAGGCGGGAACAGCCCAGCGCCAGGCGGGAACAGCCCAGCGCCAGGCGGGAACAGCCCAGCGCCAGGCGGGAACAGCCAAGCGCCAGGCGGGAACAGCCAAGCGCCAGGCGGGAACAGCCAAGCGCCAGGCGGGAACAGCCAAGCGCCAGGCGGGAACAGCCAAGCGCCAGGCGGGAACAGCCAAGCGCCAGGCGGGAACAGCCAAGCGCCAGGCGGGAACAGCCAAGCGCCAGGCGGGAACAGCCAAGCGCCAGGCGGGAACAGCCAAGCGCCAGGCGGGAACAGCCAAGCGCCAGGCGGGAACAGCCAAGCGCCAGGCGGGAACAGCCAAGCGCCAGGCGGGAACAGCCAAGCGCCAGGCGGGAACAGCCAAGCGCCAGGCGGGAACAGCCAAGCGCCAGGCGGGAACAGCCAAGCGCCAGGCGGGAACAGCCAAGCGCCAGGCGGGAACAGCCAAGCGCCAGGCGGGAACAGCCAAGUGCCAGGCGGGAACAGCCAAGUGCCAGGCGGGAACAGCCAAGUGCCAGGCGGGAACAGCCAAGUGCCAGGCGGGAACAGCCAAGUGCCAGGCGGGAACAGCCAAGUGCCAGGCGGGAACAGCCAAGUGCCAGGCGGGAACAGCCAAGUGCCAGGCGGGAACAGCCAAGUGCCAGGCGGGAACAGCCAAGUGCCAGGCGGGAACAGCCAAGUGCCAGGCGGGAACAGCCAAGUGCCAGGCGGGAACAGCCAAGUGCCAGGCGGGAACAGCCAAGUGCCAGGCGGGAACAGCCAAGUGCCAGGCGGGAACAGCCAAGUGCCAGGCGGGAACAGCCAAGUGCCAGGCGGGAACAGCCAAGUGUCAGGCGGGAACAGCCAAGUGUCAGGCGGGAACAGCCAAGUGUCAGGCGGGAACAGCCAAGUGUCAGGCGGGAACAGCCAAGUGUCAGGCGGGAACAGCCAAGUGUCAGGCGGGAACAGCCAAGUGUCAGGCGGGAACAGCCAAGUGUCAGGCGGGAACAGCCAAGUGUCAGGCGGGAACAGCCAAGUGUCAGGCGGGAACAGCCAAGUGUCAGGCGGGAACAGCCAAGUGUCAGGCGGGAACAGCCAAGUGUCAGGCGGGAACAGUCCUGAGAAUGUGGGGCCAAUGA